This is a messenger RNA of Helianthus annuus (common sunflower), 1227 nucleotides long. Its product is annotated as FK506-binding protein 5-like. Lineage: Eukaryota; Viridiplantae; Streptophyta; Magnoliopsida; Asterales; Asteraceae. The transcript has 2 exons. Bases 1 to 1227 code for a protein of 408 amino acids. The record is from RefSeq and is a predicted model, not a curated record.
AUGAAUGAUGUGGUGAGUGAGAAAAAGAAGUUGGAGGAACGUUUAAAGUCUGUUGAAUCGGAGAAUUCAUCUCUAUUGAAAAAGAUUGAAGCUGAUCAAGCCGACAUAGAUAUCCUGAAAGUUCGAAUAGUUGAAUUGGAAGAAGAAAAGUCUCGAAGGGAUGAGCAGAAUGAGUACUUUAAGUUGAAAAAUAAAGAGUUAGAAGCCAAGAAUGCUAAGAAAGAACAUGAAGAGUUUGAAGAGAUAGAACCUGAGGAAGUUAGAGCAAAACGUGAAGCUGAAAUAGAAGCUGGAAUGAAAGAUAAGGGUAAAAGUGUUCUAGUUGAAGAUAAUAUUCAAGUGACUGAAAGGGCAAUUAUUCUGACUGAGCCGACAAAAGUUCUAGAUCCUUGUCCAAUAACUUCAGUUUCUGGUGAGAUUAACGACAAUGAUGAAGAUGAUGAAGAAGAUGAAGAUGAUAAUCUGAAAGAUGAUGCAGAUGAAGUAUAUUCUGUACAUAGUGAUGAUGAUGAUGGAAAUGAUGAUGCUGAUCAAGGUAAUUCUGGUAUAAAAGUAACUGAAGCGUCACAAGAAGAGAAUAUUGAUGAAUAUCUUCAAGACGAUGCAAACGAAGAACCAGAAAAUGCAGGAGGAAAGGGGGAGCAUGAUGAUGCUGAAAAGGUUGAUGAAAGUGUUGAUCAGGAUACAGGAUUGAUUCUACGUCUUGAACAUGAUGUAGAGGAAGGUGAGAUAUUGCAUACUUACAUAAGAGCUGAGAUCAUAAAGAUGAUGCAUGUUGAAGAAGAUAAUUUUAACUUUGAUUUUGAAAAGGAAUUGAAUGAAUUUGACAUCAAUCAGCAAUCUGAAUAUCAGUACAAGUACGUUGAAGAAGCUUAUAAUUAUGAUAAAGUGGAAGUAGAAGACUGGGGUGAUGAUGAUCAGUCUGCGAAUGUUAAUGUUGAUACUUCUAGCUUUCCAACUCUUGCUGAGUUUUUCAGUAAAGCAAAUGAAGAUGAAUUGAGAAAAAAAAUUGCUGAAAGUGUCAAGAGUAAGAGUUUUAAAGAAAUUUCGAAAGAAGAACAACGUGAAGAAAGAAAGAAGUGGUUCAGGAAGGAUACGGAUAGGAAAUACAAAAGACCACUGCAGUAUUACAGAAGAGAUAGAGAUGUUUCUCUGGGUGAUAUCAUAAGUUGGGGUUAUCUGCCACAAUUCAACGCUUAUGCUAUCAAAAGAGAAUUUGGCGUUUAG